AUGAUGGCGUCGAGACUAGAGCUGAAUCUGGUCCGGCUGCUGUGCCGAUGCGAGGCGAUGGCGGCGGAGAAGCGGGAUCCAGAAGAGUGGCGCCUGGAGAAGUACGUGAGGGCCCUGGAGGACAUGCUGCAGGCCUUGAAGGCCCAGGUGAGUAAACCAGCUUCCGAGGUGAUCAAUGAAUAUUCUCGCAAGGUGGACUUUCUGAAGGGGAUGCUACAGGCAGAGAAACUGACCUCAUCCUCGGAGAAGGCACUAGCCAACCAAUUCCUAGCCCCCGGCCGUGUGCCAACCACAGCCCGGGAACGAGUGCCUGCCACAAAGACAGUGCAUCUACAGUCACGGGCAAGGUACACCAGCGAGAUGAGGAGUGAACUGCUAGGCCUGGUAAGUCCUCUUUUAGAGCUGGACAUAAGGAAGCGAACCAGGGGGGCAGGGCCCAGGCCGGUGGAAGAGAAGCAGUCGGCAGCUGAACUAGACCUUGUCCUCCAACGACACCAGAAUCUCCAGGAGAAGCUGGCAGAGGAGAUGCUAGGCCUCGCCCGGAGCCUGAAGACUAACACUCUGGCUGCUCAGAACGUGAUCAAAAAGGACAACCAGACCCUGUCCCACUCUCUGAAAAUGGCCGACCAGAACCUGGAGACGCUAAAGACGGAGUCGGAGCGGCUGGAGCAGCAUACGCAGAAGUCGGUCAACUGGCUGCUCUGGGUCAUGCUCAUCAUUGUCUGCUUCAUCUUCAUCAGCAUGAUCCUCUUCAUCCGUGUCAUGCCCAAGCUCAAAUAA
Messenger RNA from Chrysochloris asiatica (Cape golden mole), 780 nucleotides. It is a transcript of the gene USE1, whose product is annotated as unconventional SNARE in the ER 1 homolog (S. cerevisiae). Gene Ontology annotation, biological process: retrograde vesicle-mediated transport, Golgi to endoplasmic reticulum. The coding region runs from base 1 to 780 and encodes 259 amino acids. Gene Ontology annotation, molecular function: SNAP receptor activity. Lineage: Eukaryota; Metazoa; Chordata; Mammalia; Afrosoricida; Chrysochloridae. Gene Ontology annotation, cellular component: endoplasmic reticulum; SNARE complex. The record is from RefSeq and is a predicted model, not a curated record. The transcript has 7 exons.